Molecule: messenger RNA, 1338 nt
Organism: Meriones unguiculatus (Mongolian gerbil)
Lineage: Eukaryota; Metazoa; Chordata; Mammalia; Rodentia; Muridae
Gene: Ccn6
Product: cellular communication network factor 6
Exons: 5
Coding region: 117-1184 (355 amino acids)
Biological process (GO): signal transduction; cell adhesion
Cellular component (GO): extracellular matrix; extracellular region
Molecular function (GO): heparin binding; integrin binding
Source: RefSeq, a predicted model, not a curated record
GGAAGCCUGGGAGGUGGAGACGUGGAUCCCUGAGCAGGAGACAGGGGAGCUUUGUGCCCCACGCAAGGACGCGCCAGGGCUUCUCCAGCGCUCCAUCCUCCCACGGGGCCGGCACCAUGCGCGGCCUCCUCUUCUGCCCUCUGCUCGUUACUGGACUGGCACAGCUCUGCUGCAGGGCGCGGGGCAGUGUGCCACCAGACACGACCCCUGGAGGAGAAGGGCCUGGAGACGCACCGGAAGUGUAUCACCGGAAACAGGUCUGUCACUGGCCCUGCAGAUGCCCUCCUCAGAAGCCCAGUUGUCCUCCAGGGGUGAGCUUGGUGAGGGAUGGCUGCGGAUGCUGCAAAAUCUGCGCCAAGCAACCCGGAGACACCUGCAACGAGGCCGACCUCUGUGACCCACACAAAGGGCUGUACUGCGACUACUCAGCAGACAAGCCUAGGUACGAGAUGGGAGUGUGCGCACAUCUUGUGGCUGUUGGAUGUGAGUUCAACAGGGUCCAUUAUCAGAAUGGCCAAGUAUUUCAGCCCCACCCAUUGUUCAGCUGCCUCUGUGUGAGUGGGGCAAUUGGAUGCACACCCCUCUUCAUACCCAAGCUGGCUGGCAGCCGCUGUUCUGCAGCUAAAGGAGGAAGGAAGACUGAUCCACGAAACUGUGGCCCGGGCCCACUGCAGCAGGGUCACUCAGCAAGCUACAAAGCAAUGCCAGCUUACAGGAAUCUCCCACUUACUUGGAAAAAAAAAUGUCUCGUGCAAGCAACAAAGUGGACUCCUUGCUCCCGAACGUGCGGAAUGGGAAUCUCAAACAGGGUAACCAAUGAAAACAGCAACUGUGAAAUGAGGAAAGAGAAGAGGCUAUGCUAUAUUCAGCCCUGUGACAGUCACUUAUCAGAGACCGUGAAGAUUCCCAGAGGAGAAACAUGUCAACCCACCUUCCAGCUCUCCAAAGCUGAAAAAUUUGUUUUUUCUGGAUGCUCAAGUACUCAGAGUUACAGACCCACUUUCUGUGGAGUAUGCCUGGAUAAGAGAUGCUGUGUCCCCAACAAGUCUAAAAUGAUUACUGUUCAGUUCGACUGCCCCAGUGAAGGGUCAUUUAAGUGGCGGAUGCUUUGGGUAACAUCUUGUGUGUGUCAGAGAGACUGCAGAGAACCAGGAGAUAUAUUUUCUGAGCUCAGGAUUCUGUAGACCAAACAGGGAAGAAUGUUUAAGGGUCAGUCAUGUCAUUAAUAUAAUUAAUUACAUGUAAUUAAUAUAAUCAAAGAACUGAAGUGGCUAUAAAAUGGUAAAAAGUUACUUAAUGGAUUUAAAACAAAAAGAAUGACUUUUUUUGGCUGAUAUA